CCCGCACCCCGGGCCUCACGCUUCCCGACCCGGGAGCUGCUCCCGCUGGGGCGGCCUCAGGGAGAGGAGGCAUCCCGCCCCCGACUCCCGAUGCCGGGAGCUCAGGAACUCUUCCCCUCGACCCCCGCCUUCCCCGCCUCAGCCCGGCCCCGCCUCCCCACGGGGAAACAGCCCAAAAAAGGGCAGAAAAGAAAUUUUGGCGUAAAGUUGGCCAGCAAGAGACAAGAGAGUCGGCAAGGAGAAGGAAGGGAGGCAGAGCGCGCAGGGCAGCUGCGGCUAUUGGAAAGCCCGCAGGGGGAGGGGGAGGAGACAGGAGGGCCGCGUCCCUGGGGGUGGGGGCGGGGAGCGCGCCUGGUCGGGCCCGGCGGGAGCCACGCGGAAAAUAUGCGGGGCACGUGGGGGGCAGGGCGGGCGGGGCGCGGAGCUGGGUACCUAGCCGCCCCGCCACCGUAGGAGGGGCGCUGCCUCAGGGGCAGGGGCUGGAAGGGGAAGCGAGGGGAAGAGAGGUCAGGCCCGCCCUCGGGGGCAGCAGGCCCGGCCUCGUUCCUCACUGGCUCGGGACCCUGGGCUCCCUUCCUGCCUCAGUUUCCCCAAGUCCCUGGUGAGACUCACCGCUGUCACUACCACGUCGGUAACGCUGACCCAGAGUCUGGGACUCGGGGUAAAUUGAGGUACUCGAACCACGGAGGAGCCCCGCCUCCCAAGAGACAUUUAAUCCAGGGGGAUUUACAGGAAACUUCUAAAUUAAGGGCAGCGACCGCUGCAGCUGAGGGGGGCACGCGGGUCCCUGCGCCCGCGCAGCUGCCGUGAGCUCACGCCCCGAAAUAGCCCCAGGGGCCCCAACCGCAGCUGUUACUGGGCCCGGCUGUCACUCAGAGGAACUUUAGAGCCCCCAGCCCGAGGGUCCCCUCCCCUCCGCAAGGCCAGAGUUUUUCCAGCAGACUGUACUAGCUACUUUACCUUCCGACGGCUGGGGGAUGGGGGAGGGGAGGAGCCUCAAGGGGGGCGGUCUCGAGGGGGUGGGCGCAGGGGGCGGCCGCGUUCCCCCACCAGGCUGAGCUUCUGCCCCUACAAGGUUUGGGCCGCGGUGGGGGAGGGUCCCGGCCCCCGGCUCCGCCCGGCCCCUCCCAGCCUUUUAGGCGCCCGCGCUGCUGGGACAUCCCAGUCCCGCUUGGUCCUCCUCGCCCUCCACCCGUGCGCCCAGUCCGCGCAGCCAGCCCAGUUCGUCCAGUCCACACUGCCCGCCGGCCGGCCCGCCCCCCCACCGCAGCCAUGGACGCGAUCAAGAAGAAGAUGCAGAUGCUAAAGCUGGACAAGGAGAAUGCCAUCGACCGUGCCGAGCAGGCCGAGGCCGACAAGAAGCAGGCUGAGGACCGCUGCAAGCAGCUGGAGGAGGAGCAGCAGGCCCUCCAGAAGAAGCUGAAGGGGACAGAGGAUGAGGUGGAAAAGUAUUCUGAGUCAGUGAAGGAUGCCCAGGAGAAACUGGAACAGGCUGAGAAGAAGGCUACCGAUGCCGAGGCAGAUGUGGCCUCCCUGAACCGCCGCAUUCAGCUGGUAGAGGAGGAGCUGGACCGGGCACAGGAGCGCCUGGCCACAGCCCUGCAGAAGCUGGAGGAGGCUGAGAAGGCAGCUGAUGAGAGCGAGAGAGGAAUGAAGGUCAUCGAAAACCGAGCCAUGAAGGAUGAGGAGAAGAUGGAGCUGCAGGAGAUGCAGCUGAAGGAGGCUAAGCACAUCGCUGAGGAUUCCGACCGCAAAUAUGAGGAGGUGGCCAGGAAGCUGGUGAUCCUGGAAGGAGAGCUGGAGCGCUCAGAAGAGAGAGCAGAGGUGGCUGAGAGCCGCGCCAGGCAGCUGGAGGAGGAACUCCGAACCAUGGACCAGGCCCUCAAGUCCCUGAUGGCCUCAGAAGAGGAGUAUUCCACCAAAGAAGAUAAAUAUGAAGAGGAAAUCAAACUGCUGGAGGAGAAGCUAAAAGAGGCUGAGACCCGAGCAGAGUUUGCCGAGAGGUCUGUGGCAAAAUUGGAGAAGACCAUCGAUGACCUGGAAGACGAAGUCUAUGCACAGAAGAUGAAGUACAAGGCCAUCAGCGAGGAACUGGACAACGCACUCAACGACAUCACCUCCCUCUGAGCCCCACGCCAGUGUGGCUCCCUCAGUCCCUUCUCUCUCCUCUUUCCGUUCUCAGUGGGGAGGGGGCAGGCAGGAGGAGCAAAAUGGUCAGCAUCACACAGCCAGGCUGGGCGCCGCCUCAAAGAGCCCCCACCACACCUGCCGCCCACCUUGGCACUUGCUUCGUCCUUCUAUCCACCCACUCCACCCUCCAGCCUCUACCUCUCUCUGCUGCUUAAUAAACUCAACUUGGUCUCCAUGCUGUUUUCCUGCCCUCCAGAGAUCACUUCCUCACCCCCUCAGAGACCCCGGCUUUUAUAGACACCCCCAAUCUUGCGAGCCCCACCCCCACACUGAGCUCACCCACAGAACACUGUGGCCCACACAGAACCCCCUUCACAUGGCACUCUCACUCUGUCACUGUCUCACUGCUGCACGUUGGCACAAAUCACGUCAGUCGCUGUGAGCCCUCUGCUGCUUCUGAGAGACACGCUCUUAUGCUGACCUAGCCCUGUCACUGACCUCAGAGCACACCACUGCGGUUCCAGGAUGAAGGAAGGACUGGAGAGGAGAUGGGUGGGGAGGUGCCAAGGAAGGGCCAGAAGGUGGUGAAGGUCUGGGGUGACGUUUGGGAAAACCCUGCAUCCCAACAUGGGGCUUUCACUGCAGGUCUGGUUUCUGCCUCAAGCCUGUCUGUCUGGCCUUCCCCUUUCUGGCUCAGUCUUUGUCUUCCCUUCUGAUUCCAACUCUCGUAAACCCUCUAGAGAAGGAGGUAAAGUAGUUUAUGACUCAGGCCUCCCCAUCCCACCCCCACGACCCCGAAGCCUUGAGUGAGGCAUCUGUCUCUCUCUUGGUCAAUCCGUCUAUUUGCCCCUGGCACAGGAUCUUAAGAGUCCUUCGUGCUUAUGUCUUCCUGUGCCUUCAUCCCAUUUCAAAUCUGCCUCAUCCCCCAUCUCCCCUCAUGUCUCCCUGCCCCUCCUCACAUGCUGCUUC
This is a messenger RNA of Enhydra lutris kenyoni (northern sea otter), 3099 nucleotides long. RefSeq names its product tropomyosin 2. Bases 1273 to 2127 code for a protein of 284 amino acids. The record is from RefSeq and is a predicted model, not a curated record. NCBI's taxonomy places the organism in Eukaryota, Metazoa, Chordata, Mammalia, Carnivora, Mustelidae. The transcript has 9 exons. Gene Ontology annotation, molecular function: actin filament binding. Gene Ontology annotation, cellular component: actin filament. Gene Ontology annotation, biological process: actin filament organization; muscle contraction.